UGGGUGGUCGCACGCACGCACGCAUGCAUGCACUCUCGGUUGACGGGCGCGUCUGUAUUUGCGAUCGGAACGAUGGAGAUCUUAUCGUGCGUCUUGCUGGCAAUCAAGUGAGACGCAUCGCGCAUCACCGAUGUAUAUACCAAAACUUGUCCGUAGAUAAGUGGCACAGACAAGACAGAAAAGAGGGAACGAGCCUAUCUUUUCCCCUUCCCGAUCAACGGGGCGACAAAAUGUCGACGUACCAUUAUUUAUCGUGAACAAAUCAACGGGGAGAAAGAGAGAAAGAGAAGGAAAGAAAAAGAGAGUUGAACACGGUGUUACUAACUUUCUCUCAAAUUUUGUGGAAAGGGGCAAGAGAAAAAGUGUGAGAAAGAGAGAAAAAAUAGAAAAAGAAAAAAGGAGAGAGACAGAAGGAAAAUUCGAAACAGAACGAGAUGAGAAGCAACCAGUGAAUGAAAUGAUGACACAUUGAUGGCACGAUUAUCAACAUUAUGCAACGCAAGUGACAUUCGUAACGGGAACAGGGCCCGGAACUGCUUUGAGACCAGCAAACAAGAAGUUGGGAAGCAGCGACCUCCGGAGCGAUGUACGCCGCGGCGGGUGGUGCUAGCAUCGCCAAUCGAAGGAAACAGAAACGACUGCAGCUCAGCAAACAGCCUGUCAAUGUCGUACUGCCAAAAUCUAAGGGUGGUCUACCAACCUCACGUCAUCAUCACCUGCAGCAUCAUCAACACCAGCACCAAUACGAAUACCACUCUCACCACCAUCAUCAUCAUGCUCACUCGACCAAGCUCGCCCGUCCGCACCAAAUUACGUCACACGUCUCGCGAGCAAAGCAGCGACAAGUGCCAACAUCGACGUCGUCGUCGUCUGCCGCGUUCCAUCCGGUCGUCGACGAUCGGCGUCGUCACAUCGUCACCACUGACAGAUCGCAGCCAGUUGCGCCGAUCUCACCGAUCCAUUUCCCGAUCUCGCCGCCUCCGCUUUCCCUUGAGUCCUCGGCGUCCGCCACUACCUCCUACCAUCCAGCUGACAAGUCCAGCAAAUUUCCCUUUCCGCCACCCUCGAUCCUCGAUCUCCAAGUCUCGCCUCCUUCGGAGCUACAGUGCGCCGGACCUGGCAGUAAGGCAGCAUGGGAAGGAUGCAACAGACCUUCGUCGCUUGCUUUAUCUCCCACAUCGCCUGGUUACCGCGGAGACGGUUACAGAACAAAGCAAUGCGAAGCCCAUCGAAGAUGGAUGAAAAGAAACAGAAUCAGAGACGCCAAUUAUUGCUAUGGAAGCAGCGGCGAAGACGACGAAGAUGACAGCAGUAACUCCUUACGUCACAGAGGACAAGUCAGCGCGGCGGUCAAUACCGUACUUUAUGCGGGUUUAGGGACCACGGCGCUCGGUUUAGUGAUAUCGUUUGUUGGCAGCGGAGAGAAAGGCUUUCUGACUCCACAGCUGAGACUAAUUGGUCCGACGCUGUUCUGUGCCGGAUUGUUGUGCUGUCUGUUCCGCGUGCUGUUAUGUCUCUGUCACUGCCGCUGCUGUCGGUGUCGAAGGUUCUGUCACGUCGAUACUUCGCACAAGAAGCAGAAGGCGAGAAAAGUGGACACGCGACCAAAAAUGUUGCCGACCGCGUCACUACUGCCGUCAUCGCAGCAAGAACUGCAACAAGAACGACCGAUCGCACUGACAAGCCGCUCUCUGUCACCAGCAAUCAAAGGACAUGAGCUCUUGCUCUCACCUGCCCAACUAACGGAGUGAAGGACAUCCAAGGUCGCGUCAUGAAUAUUUUUUACGAAAAUGGAUUCUAUACAUAUAUUACAUAUAUAUAUACAGGGUGUCCCAUAAUUGCCGUCUAACCGCUUGUAGGUAGAUAGAA
Pseudomyrmex gracilis is the source of this 1869-nucleotide messenger RNA. RefSeq lists its product as uncharacterized. The transcript is spliced from 4 exons. The record is from RefSeq and is a predicted model, not a curated record. Lineage: Eukaryota; Metazoa; Arthropoda; Insecta; Hymenoptera; Formicidae. Bases 585 to 1751 code for a protein of 388 amino acids.